This is a messenger RNA of Cotesia congregata, 1239 nucleotides long. Lineage: Eukaryota; Metazoa; Arthropoda; Insecta; Hymenoptera; Braconidae. The record is from the annotation of a GenBank genome assembly.
AUGGCUGAUUCAAAGUACGCUGACUUGCCCGGAAUUGCUUACGACCAAGUAGAUGUUUACGAGACCACAGAUUUACCUGAAUCUGAACAGUAUUCUAACGACAAUGAGGACGAAACCGAAUCAAUUGAAAAGUUACACAUUAAUGCGAGUGAAGCUUUCAAUAAAUUUAAAGGAAAAAGUGUUGCCACUAAAGGUGUUGAUUUUUCUGACAAGAUUUCAGGAAAACCAAGGACUGGAUACAAUGCUGUGUAUGUUGAUAUGUUGAUAAUCUUUGGAGUAUGGGAACUUCCUGGUGAAGGAGAACAAGAGACACUGAUACAAAAAUAUCAACGACUUCAAUGUGAAAUAAAGGAACUUUAUGACGAAGUUAAUGCACUCAAAGAGAAUGCUAAAGAAGAAGGAGAAGUUAAAAACGCAGCCGACAUUUUGGUUCAGGUGGAAGAUAUAGGGAAGCAAUUGAGUAUUUUACGAAUUGAUGAAUGCCUUGGGACUGAUUUAGUUUCUACGUUGACUGAUCCUCAAGGAACAAGAUUCAAACAACUAGAAUUACAAAUAGAACAAUUUAAAAAUGUUGGAACCGUUGAUAAGAAGCCAAGUGACAAAGGUUCAGGACAAACUGAUAAAGUUCCACCAAGUGGAACAUUAAAGUAUGAGAUGAUUUAUUUACCUGAAAGAGCCCGAAUGCAAGAAACAGCAAGAAUAGCUCAACUGGAGCAACGUUUAGCACGAAUGGAAGGUGUAGUGGGUUCAGGUGAUGACAAACUUGCUAAAUUUACGCCAAAUCUCAAGACACAAGGAGUUAUCGAAGCUAUACAACAGCUUGCUGCUAAAUCUGCAUUGUUAGACAGUACUCAAGUAGAAGUUAUGGAAGGUAGAAUCGCAACUUUGUGCCAUCGAUUGGAUUCAGUAGCUCAAAAAAAAUCGGCAUUAUCUGCCGACACUGAGCGUGAUCAAAAGAUUGCAGAAAUGUAUAACAUAGUGCAAAAAACAGAGCCUAUGGCUCAAGUUCUACCAGAAACUAUCGAAAGAAUGAUUGCUUUAAAUGCUAUUCAUUCUAGAGCCGCAGAGUUUAGUAAAUCUUUGAGUCAGCUGGAAGAGGUUCAAUCACAAAUAACAGGUAGUCUGGAGAGUAAUAAAUCUGUACUCAAGGGCAUUCAAGAAAGUUUUGCGUCAAAUUUGGAAGCAAUACGCAAAAACAUCAAUCAUUUAGAAGAGCGUCUGACUAAAUUAAAAAAAUAA